Dicentrarchus labrax (European seabass) is the source of this 4958-nucleotide messenger RNA. RefSeq names its product NLR family CARD domain-containing protein 3. Gene Ontology annotation, molecular function: protein binding. The transcript is spliced from 9 exons. Bases 108 to 2918 code for a protein of 936 amino acids. The record is from RefSeq and is a predicted model, not a curated record. Lineage: Eukaryota; Metazoa; Chordata; Actinopteri; Moronidae.
CAGGAAGGGAACCUGAAAGUGAAAGUGUUCAGAUAGUUCAGAGUCAGACUCCAUUUUGAGUUGACAGAGCAGGAGGAGGGAAACUGAAACUGACUUCAGAUCAGAAGAUGAGUGUUAAUGUGGAGGAAGAGGAGGACAGAGCAGAGUCUGCAGCGUCCAGCUGUCUGUCUAUGAAGAGUGACUGGUCCAAAGAUAGACCUCCAUUGUUCAGCAAUGAACCUGGACCCUCAGACUCAAAAAAGAGGAAGAGGAGUUGCUGUGUUUUGUGUCGGGACGUCCUGAAGGAUCCAGUCUCUACCAGCUCUGGACUCUGGUUCUGUAGACAGUGCAUCACCUCAUACUGGUACCAGUCUGCUUCAUCAGGAGACGCCUCCUGUCCCCAGUCUGGAGAAGGACCCAGAACAAGACAGACAGAUGGUGGUCUGCAGGAGGUUUUAGAUGAACAUAAGAUCAGUCUGAGGAGGAGAUGUGAACAUGUGACUGAAGGAACUGAUGAACUAGGAAGUGGAACCCUCCUCAACAGGAUCUACACUAAGCUCUACAUCACAGAGGGACAGAGUGAAGAGGUUAAUACCCAACAUGAGGUAAGACAGCUUGAGACAGCUUCCAAGAAGAAGACCUUCCAUGAUGCUUCAAUCAGGUGCCACGACAUCUUUAAAGCCUUACCUGACCAACAGAGACACAUCAGAGUGGUUCUGACGAACGGCAUUGCUGGCGUUGGAAAAACCUUCUCAGUGCAGAAGUUCACUCUGGACUGGGCAGAGGGCUCGAACAACCAAGAUGUCAGUCUGGUGGUUCUGCUUUCGUUCAGGGAGCUGAACCUGAUCAAAGAUGAGCAGUACAGUCUUCUCAGACUCCUCCAUGUUUUCCAUCCAACAUUACAGAAGGUCACAGCAGAGCAGCUCGCUGUCUGUAAACUUUUGUUCAUCUUUGACGGCCUGGAUGAAAGCAGACUUUCACUGGAUUUCCACAACAAUGAGGUUGUGUCUGACGUCACACAGAAGUCUUCAGUCAACGUGCUGUUGACAAACCUCAUCAAGGGGAAUCUGCUUCCAUUGGCUCUCGUCUGGAUAACUUCCAGACCUGCAGCAGCCAAUCAGAUCCCUCCUGAAUGUGUGGACAGGGUAACAGAAGUACGAGGCUUCACUGACGCCCAGAAGGAGGAGUACUUCAGGAGGAGAGCCAGUGAUGAAGAUCUGUCCAACAGAAUCAUCUCCCACAUCAAGACCUCCAGGAGCCUCCACGUCAUGUGUCUAAUCCCAGUCUUCUGCUGGAUCACUGCUACAGUUCUGGACCACAUGUUGACCACAGACCAGAGAGGAGAGCUGCCCAAGACCCUGACUGACAUGUACUCACACUUCCUGCUGGUUCAAACAAAGAGGAAGAAGCAGAAGUAUGAUGAGGGACAUGAGACGAGUCCACAGGAGCUGAUGGAGGCUGACAGGAAGGUUCUUCUGAAGCUGGGGAGGCUGGCGUUCGAACAGCUGGAGAAAGGAAACAUCAUGUUCUACCAAGAAGACCUGGAUCAGUGUGGUCUUGAUGUCACAGAGGCCUCGGUGUACUCAGGAGUUUGUACAGAGAUCUUCAAAAGAGAGAGUGUGAUCUUCCAGAAAACAGUCUACUGCUUCGUUCAUCUGAGCAUUCAGGAGUUUCUGGCUGCAGUCUACAUGUUCCACUGUCACACCAACAGCAACACAGAGGUACUGAAGGGUUUCCUGGGAGAAGAAUAUGUUGAUUCAUCUCUGGACGUCUUCCUGAGGGAAGCAAUGAUGAAAUCCCUGACGAGUGAAAAUGGCCAUCUAGGCCUGUUUGUUCGCUUUCUUCAUGGCCUCUCUCUGGAGUCCAACCAGAGACUCUUAGGAGGCCUGCUGGGUCAGACAGACAACAGUCAAGUAAUCAUCCAGAGAGUCAUGAACAACCUGAAGGAGAUGAACAGUGAUGAUAUCUCUCCUGACAGAAGCAUCAACAUCUUCCACUGUCUGACGGAGAUGAAGGACCACUCAGUCCAUCAGGAGAUCCAAGAGUUCCUGAAGUCAGAGAACAGAUCAGAGAAGAAACUCUCUGUGAUCCACUGCUCAGCUCUGGCCUACAUGCUGCAGAUGUCAGAGGAGGUUCUUGACGAGUUGAACCUGAAGAAGUACAACACAUCACUGGAGGGACGACUGAGACUGAUUCCAGCUGUGAGGAACUGCAGAAAGGCUCUACUGUCUCACUGUUGGCUCUCAGAGACUCACUGUGAAGUCGUGGCCUCAGCUCUGAAGUCCAACCCCUCCCAUCUGAGAGAGCUGGACUUGAGUAGGAACUUCGACCUGAAGGAUUCAGGAGUGAAGCUGUCUGCUGGACUGGAGAGUCCACACUGUAGACUGGAGACUCUGAGAUUGAGUUACUGCAGUUUGUCAGAGAUCAGCUGUUCUUCUCUGGUCUCAGCUCUGAAGUCCAACCCCUCCCAUCUGAGAGAGCUGGACCUGAGUUGGAACAAUGAUCUGUAUGAUUCAGGAGUGAAGCUGCUGUGUGGUUUUCUGGAGAGUCCACUCUGUAGACUGGAGACUCUGAGAUUGAGGGGCUGCAGUUUGUCAGAGAUCAGCUGUUCUUCUCUGGUCUCAGCUCUGAAGUCCAACCCCUCCCAUCUGAGAGAGCUGGACCUGAGUCACAACAAGCUGCAGGAUUCAGGAGUGAAGCUGCUGUGUGGUUUUCUGGAGAGUCCACACUGUAGACUGGAGACUCUGAGAUUGAGGGAGUGCAGUUUGUCAGAGAUCAGCUGUUCUUCUCUGGUCUCAGCUCUGAAGUCCAACCCCUGCCAUCUGAGAGAGCUGGACCUGGAUUUCAACAACCUGCAGGAUUCAGAAGUGAAGCUGCUGUCUGAUCUUGUGGAGAGUCCACACUGUAGACUGCAGACUCUGAGCUGGAAGAGUUGGUGAGCUCAGUCAGACUGCUAGCGGUGAGGAAGGAGGUUGUGUUGGAGGAUCCGCUGUGUCCUGAUGAUCCAGAGAGGUUGAAGCAGCAGCAUCACUCCACACAUAGAAGCGGUAUUGCAGUGCGUGAUACUGCCUCACUAUAAUGUAAUGUCAUAUAAAAAUAUAAUAAAUAAAUACAAAUGUCUGACAGGAAAUGUACUUUUAGUCUUUGUCAACGUGCACAUGUUUAUUGCUCUGCUGUGUUUGACACCUUUGAACCUGUGACCCUGCUGUUUGUGCAUGAGAUUGUGGGUCAUUUGAAGCCCUCAGGGUCUCCGAAUGAUACUGUCCCGCCCGGUUAUUCAAGGAGGUUUUUCCCACUAUUGGGCCAUCAUGUCUCACAGUUAUUAAUAGCAGUCUGUCCUCUGGAGUAGUCCCUGUAAAUCUUAAACAUGCAGUUGUGCAGCCUUUAUUAAAAAAACCUGGGCUGGAUCCUAAUGUUUUGGCAAAUUUCAGGCCUAUAUCCAAAUUGCCUUUCUUCUCUAAAAUCUUAGAGAAGAUUGUUUAUUCCCAGCUCAUGGACUUUUUAAAUGAACACAAUAUUCUUGAGACUUUCCAAUCCGGUUUUAAAACAUUGCACAGCACAGAAUCAGCGCUUUUAAGAGUUUUUAAUUAUAUCUUUUUAGCUACUGACUCUGGACACUGUGUUGUCCUUGUACUUUUAGAUUUGACUGCAGCAUUUGAUACAGUGGAUCAUGAAAUCCUGAUCGCUCGUUUGGAGCAGUGGGUGGGCAUCAGUGGCUCAGCACUGGAAUGGUUCAGGUCCUACCUGUCACAUCGGACUUUCUGUGUCAGCCUUGAUGACUCUGUGUCCUCCACUGCUCCUCUCUCAUGUGGGGUCCCACAGGGCUCUGUGCUUGGCCCUCUUUUAUUUUCUCUUUAUCUACUCCCACUUGGUUCCAUUCUCAGGAAACAUGGCAUUUCUUUUCACUGUUAUGCGGAUGACAGCCAGAUCUAUAUCCCCCUCAAAAAAUCAGAAUCCUACUCUGUUGACCCACUGCUAAAGUGCUUACACGACCUUAAAACUUGGAUGUCUUUGAAUUUUCUGAAUUUUAAUGAAAAAAAGACAGAAGUAAUGGUCUUUGGUGGCACUUCUGUGACCCCCCCCCCAGUUGAUCUGGGUUCUUUAGCGCAAUAUCGCAAACCAAUUGCAAAAAAUCUUGGGGUAAAAGUUGACACAGACCUUAAAUUUGACAGCCAAAUUAAAGCUGUGGUAAAGUCUAGCUUUUUCCAGUUAAGGCAGCUGGCAAAAAUCAAAUCAGUCCUUCAGAGACAGCACUUUGAGACAGUAAUCCACGCCUUUGUGACCACUCGGCUGGAUUACUGUAAUGCACUUUAUAUGGGGGUUAGUGGGUCCUCCAUUUCUCGUCUUCAACUGGUACAAAAUGCUGCUGCACGUCUUUUAACUGGCACACGCAAGUAUGAGCACAUUUCACCUAUUUUAGCUUCACUCCACUGGUUGCCCGUCCAUUUUAGGAUUCAUUUUAAAAUUAUUUUAUUUGCUUUUAAAGCCUUGAAUGGCCUUGCCCCUUCUUACCUCUCUGAGCUGUUGCACCCCUACACUCCCAGCCGAUCUCUCAGGUCAGCUGACCAGCUGCUCCUGACAGUGCCUAAAGCUAGGCUUAAGCUCAGAGGGGAACGAGCGUUUGCCGUUGCAGCUCCAAAACUUUGGAAUGGAUUGCCGCUGCACAUUAGACAGGCCACCUCUCUGUCUCAUUUUAAAACUCUUCUUAAAACCCACCUCUUCUCUUCGGCUUUUGAUACCAUGUAGAGCGUUGAUUCUAUGUGUACACAUGCAUAUUUUUAUCUUGUGUGGGCAGUGCUUUUUAUUUAUUUCUGUUAUUUAUUUUACUUAUUUUAUUUUAUUUUAUUUUAUUGCUUUUAUCUCUUAUUGUGUAUCUUCGAUUGUGUUAUUUAUUUAUUCUGUAUAUCUUUUUGUGCAGCACUUUGGAAACCUUGUGUUUGUUAAAUUCGUGCUAUAUAAAUAAAGUGGAUUGGAUUGGA